AUGGCAAACCCCAUCAUUCCUCCGGUGAUGCGAGCAGCUCAGAUAAAGGAAUACAACAAACCAUAUGAGCUAGUGGAGAGAGAAACUCCGGCCAUUCGCAGCAAUGAGCUACUUAUCAGAGUUCAUGCGGCCGGAUUCUGCCACUCGGAUCUACAAGUUUUACAGGGACAAUUUGAGUCACCGUUGGGCAUGAUCGCAUCUCAUGAACCUGCCGGUAUCGUGGUUCAGGUUGGUAAAGACUGCAAUCAGAAAUGGAAGGUCGGUGAUAGAGUUGGGGCUCUCAACUACAAGAACUCAUGCGGCAAAUGCAGUGGCUGCGGUCUGUCACUUCGCACUAGCAGGAAGCAUACUCUGGACCCAAGAUUCUGCGAAAAGAGAGAGACCGCUGGUUUUCAUCAUGAUGGGGCUUUCGCGGAAUAUCUUGCCAUAGAUCCGGAGACCACUGUCGGCUUACCGCCGACCCUAUCUUUCGAGCAAGCGGCGCCAUUGAUGUGUGCAGGUGCUACAGUUUGGGGCUCACUCGAAAAAGCAACAAGUGAGCUGGAAGCAGGAGAAACUGUAGCUAUUGUCGGCAUCGGAGGUUUGGGUCAUCUCGGAUUACAAUUUGCCAGCGCCAUGGGUUUCCGCGCCAUAGCGGUCGACAGCCGUCCGGCGGGGAGGCAGCUUGCUACUGAAAUGUUCAAUGAAAGUCUCAGGCCGGUGCUGGUGGUGGAUUCUGGCUCGGAACGUGCGACUUCUCAAAUCCUGGACUUUACGAACGGGGAGGGCGUAGCCGCAGUUGUGGUUUGCACAGACUCACUAUCAGCCAACAGUUGGGCAUUGACGAUCCUACGAAUUGGAGGGGUCAUGGGAGUCCUGGGCUUGCCUGCUGAGAAUUGGAGGUUUGACUCUAGUGUCAUCGUUUUCAGAGAGCUCACGAUUCGGGGGAGUUAUGUUGCGGGUAGAGAAUCCACCGAAAGGAUGAUGGAGGCUGUGGAGAGAGCCAGCAUUAGGUCUCACAUCACUCUGAUGUCGUUUGACGAGAUCCCGGGCAUUGUAGUGGCUUAUCAGGAUAGCGGAUUUAAAGGCAGGCUUGUGGUGCGCAUUUCGGAGUAA
Molecule: messenger RNA, 1095 nt
Organism: Colletotrichum abscissum
Lineage: Eukaryota; Fungi; Ascomycota; Sordariomycetes; Glomerellales; Glomerellaceae
Product: alcohol dehydrogenase GroES-like domain-containing protein
Exons: 2
Coding region: 1-1095 (364 amino acids)
Cellular component (GO): cytoplasm
Molecular function (GO): alcohol dehydrogenase (NAD+) activity
Source: RefSeq, a predicted model, not a curated record